AUUUUUUGAACUAAACAAGGCCUUGGAUGUCUAUGUUGAGAGGCUCCCCGUCCUGUCGCUCCCCUCUCUCGCGUGCGGCGUCGCGUGCUCGCCCUCUCACCUCGCACGAGCACUGCCAUGGGGGCUAGGGUUUGAACGCCACCGGUCGCUGCCCCCUACGUCUCCGAGCCAUCAAGCCAUCAGUUGCGACCCUCGCCGCGCCGCCGCCGCCGCUACAUCCAGUUGACCCGUGUGUGAUUAAUAAUUUUGUGUUCCUGAUCACCAAAGCAAGGUGAGGCUCACCAAGUGAUAUUCAUUGUGCACAAAGGAGAGGGCCAAGAUAGCUGCUAAUGGAGAUUGACAGCCUCAGGGAGGGAUUUGAUCGAGUUGCUGAGAAACGUUCAUUAUCUUCUGCUAAAGCUCUGGAAGCUGUUGAUCAAAUAGUGAAUGAAGUUGAGCAGGCUAUUGUGAAGCUGCAGAUGAUGAAUACAGAUUCUACUGGAAAUGUUGACCACCCAUCUAUCCUUGCAGAACUGAAAUCUAAGCUGAAUGAAAUGGCACCUUUGAACCAACUUGAAGGCAGCCAAAAGGAGCUCAAUGGUGCCCUGAGCAAAUAUCUCAAGGUCCUUGAGAAGUCCUUCAAUCCAGAUAUAUCUAAGGCAUACAGAAAUGUGGAUUUUGAGGUUCAUACGGUAAACAAUAUCAUAGCGAAUCAUUUCUACCGCCAAGGCCUCUUUGAUCUUGGUGAUAUGUUCGCUCGUGAGUGUGGGGAAUUAGGUGGAACUUCAUUGAAGCUACCGUUUCAGGAGAUGUAUGCUAUCCUUGAAGCCAUGAAAGCGAGAAACCUCGAGCCUGCCCUCAGUUGGGCUGCCAAAAACCAUGACCAGCUGUUGCAGAAUGGGUCUAUGCUGGAGUUCAAGCUUUAUCAGCUUCAGUUUGUUGAAAUACUGUCCAAAGGAAGUAGGGGUGAGGGCAAAGAUGAGGCUCUUUUAUAUGCUAGGACUCACUUGGUCCCCUUUGCAGCCGUGCACAAGGAAGAAUUCCAGAAGCUAAUGGCUUGCCUUCUAUGGGUUGGCCGGCUGGAUCAAUCCCCAUAUUCUGAGUUAAUGUCAUCCGCGCAUUGGGAGAAGCUAGCUGAGGAACUCACCCAUCAAUUCUGCAGCCUUCUGGGCCAGUCUAGGGAGAGCCCACUGAGUGUUGCAGUAUCAGCUGGUUUUCAAGGACUACCAACUCUGCUGAAGCUGACACAAGUCAUGGCUGCGAAGAAGCAGGAAUGGCAAGUUAUGAAGCAGCUCCCUGUCCCCAUAGACAUCGGGCCAGAAUUUCAGUAUCACUCUGUCUUUGUGUGCCCGGUGCUGCGGGAGCAGUCCAGUGAUGAGAACCCCCCAAUGCGGAUGCCGUGUGGACAUGUUGUCUCCAAGCAGUCCAUCAUGAAGCUGUCGAAAAGCAGCUCAAGGCCCUUCAAGUGCCCCUACUGCCCAUCGGAGGCUGUGGCGUCGCAUUGCAAGCAGCUGCAUUUCUAGAUGUGCUAAUCUUUUCUGGCUGCGCAAAACGGCAAACCUGUUGUUAGCUUCCCCUCCUGUUCCCUGUUGCACCAGUCCAAUAACUUAUGUGCCUCUGUAAUAUAAACAUCUACGUCCGGAUAAACAUGUAGUUUCGUCUGUAUGUACUAAACUGUACAGUUGCAUCUUCCAGUGUGUUGCUUAGUUCUGUUCUGGAGAUUCAAGGAAUUUGAAAGUGUUGCUGGACGAGUGGGCUGUUUGGGAGUA
Messenger RNA from Sorghum bicolor (sorghum), 1748 nucleotides. RefSeq names its product protein RMD5 homolog A. The record is from RefSeq and is a predicted model, not a curated record. The transcript is spliced from 4 exons. The coding region runs from base 330 to 1502 and encodes 390 amino acids. Gene Ontology annotation, molecular function: ubiquitin protein ligase activity; protein binding. Gene Ontology annotation, cellular component: cytoplasm; GID complex; nucleus. Gene Ontology annotation, biological process: proteasome-mediated ubiquitin-dependent protein catabolic process. Lineage: Eukaryota; Viridiplantae; Streptophyta; Magnoliopsida; Poales; Poaceae.